Messenger RNA from Hyphopichia burtonii NRRL Y-1933, 3285 nucleotides. RefSeq lists its product as uncharacterized. Gene Ontology annotation, molecular function: tRNA binding; ribosomal large subunit binding. The coding region runs from base 1 to 3285 and encodes 1094 amino acids. The record is from RefSeq and is a predicted model, not a curated record. Gene Ontology annotation, cellular component: RQC complex. Gene Ontology annotation, biological process: rescue of stalled cytosolic ribosome; ribosome-associated ubiquitin-dependent protein catabolic process. The transcript has 2 exons. NCBI's taxonomy places the organism in Eukaryota, Fungi, Ascomycota, Pichiomycetes, Serinales, Debaryomycetaceae.
AUGAAGCAAAGAAUCAGUGCUUUAGAUCUUCAGAUCAUUACAUCUGAAUUGGUGAAAAAUGUAUUGAAUUACCGUUUGCAGAAUAUUUACAACAUUACCAAUUCCUCGAGACAGUAUCUUUUGAAGUUUGCGGUACCAGACUCAAAGAAAGUCUUGGUAUUGGAUUGCGGUAAUAAAUUACAUUUAACUGAUUUUGAAAGAAGUACUACACAAGCACCUUCUAAUUUUGUUACAAAAUUGAGAAAGCAUUUGAAGACAAGAAGAUUAUCACUGAUUAAACAGAUUGGUAAUGACAGAGUUCUUGUCUUACAGUUUAGUGAUGGGAUGUUCUACUUGGUCUUGGAAUUUUUCAGUGCUGGUAAUAUCUUAUUAUUAGAUCACGAACGUAAGAUUUUAUCCCUCCAAAGAAUGGUUAACGAUAAAGGUGACAAUGAUAGGUAUGCAGUAAACGAAACCUACAAAAUGUUCGAUGAAUCUUUGUUUGAGGAGGAUUAUGUGUAUCAAGAAAGAAAUUAUUCCGUGGAAGAAAUUGAAUCUUGGAUUAAUACUCAUAAACAAAAAAUUACUGAAAAGAAAGACGUUCCCGAUAAAAAGAAGAAAGCAAAAGUUUUCUCUAUUCAUAAACUAUUAUUCAUAAACGCAAGUCAUUUAUCUAGUGAUUUGAUCCAAAAAACUUUGCAUGAUUUUGGCAUAAAUCCAUCGGGUGUUUGUUUAGAGUAUUCUGAUAACAAAGAAAAAUUAAGUCAAGUUGUUAAGGCAUUAGAACAAGCAGAGAAGGAUUAUAUCUCGAUUACUUCGCAAAAGGAUGAUUCGACCAUUAAUGGUAUCAUUGUCUCCAAGAAGAAUCCAUUGUAUAACCCGGAAGAUAAAGAUACUACGGAAGAUUUGGAAUUUGUUUAUGAUGAGUUUCAUCCUAUCAUACCUUAUAAAGAAAAUCCAGAAUUAUAUAAAUUCACCGAGGUGAAGGGAUAUAAUAAGACCCUUGAUACAUUUUUUUCAACUCUCGAAUCUACCAAGUAUGCAUUACGUAUUGAGCAGCAAAAACAACAAGCUGCAAAAAGAUUGAAUCAUGCUCGUGAUGAAAGAGAUAAGCAAAUUCAAUCUUUGGUUUCGCAACAAGAAUUACACACUAAAAAGGGGGACACUAUUAUGUAUCAUGCUGAUUUAGUUGAUUCAUGUCGCGAAUCGGUUCAAAAAUUGAUAGACCAACAAAUGGAUUGGACUAAUAUUGAAAGUGUUAUCAAGUUGGAACAAUCUCGUGGUAAUUCCAUCUCUCAAACUAUUAAGUUACCAUUGAAUUUGAAAGAGAAUAAGAUUUCGUUACUGUUACCAGAGUUGGAUGCAUUAUUCGAGCAUAACGAAACUGAAUUGAACAAAAGCGAUGAUUCUGAAUCUGAUUCUGAAUUCGAGUCCGAGUCUGAAUCUGAAUCUGAUUCUGAUUCUGAUUCUGAUUCUGAUUCUGAUCCUCAUUCUGAUUCUGAUUCUGAUUCUGAUAUUAAUACCAAGCGUAAGAAGAAACCACUUAAAAAAGAAAAGAAGAAUAUCGUCCCACAUCUUUCUGUUGUUAUUGAUUUGGCCCUUUCGCCAUUUGCAAAUGCAAGAACAUAUUUUGGAACGAAAAAAGUAGCGGAAACCAAGCAAGCCAAAGUUGAAAAAAGUACUGAAAUGGCACUUAAAAACGCCCAACGUAAGAUUGAUCAUGAUUUAGCUCAAAAUUUAAAGACUGAACAGGAUACUUUAAAGUUGAUCAGACCAAAAUAUUGGUUCGAGAAAUUUUAUUGGUUUGUUACUAGCGAAGGGUAUUUAUGUUUAGCGGGACGAGAUGAUCUGCAAACUGAUAUGAUUUACUAUCGUCAUUUCAAUGAUAAUGAUUCGAUAGUUUCUUCUGAUAUUGAUGGGUCUUUAAUUGUUUUCAUUAAGAAUCCAUUCAAAGGAGAAGAAUUACCCCCAUCGACAUUAAUGCAAGCAGGUAUAUUCGCCAUGUCAGCAUCACAAGCUUGGAAUGGGAAAGUUACUACCUCAGCAUGGGUCUUGCAUGGUACUGAGAUUUCCAAAAAGGAUUUCGAUGGUAGUUUAAUAAGACCAGGACAUUUUAAUUAUAAAGUACAGAAAGAGUACUUGCCACCAUCACAAUUAGUAAUGGGAUUUGCAUUUUAUUGGUUAGGUGAUGAAGAUACUACUGAAAAGUAUAAACAAAUUAGAACAAAUAAAGAAUCCGAACAUGGAUUACAGAUAAUCAUGGAUAACAAGAAACGAGAUCUUGAGGAGGUUGUUGCUAAGUCAAAGGCAGAACAUCUUGAGGCGGAUCAAGAAAGCGAAACCGUUGAAACAAAGCCAGAAACACUCGGUGUAAGUAAAUCUGCAACUGAGCCUGUUGAAUCCGCAACUGAGCCUGUUGAAUCAACACCCGAGCCUGUAACUCAAUCAGAGUCUAAAGAGGGGUCGGCUGAACCUGAAACUGGUAAAAAGAGAAUGAGUGCUAAAGAAAGGAGAUUGUUCCGUAAGGGAAAGACGAACUCUAAAAAUGAAGAAGAUGAUAUAGUUGAUCCAAUUCAAGAAGAAAUGAAUAAACUCAAAGUUCAAGAACAAGAAGAGAAGAAAAAUGAAUCCAAUAAUCAGCAACAGCCACCUAAGGUUAGAGGUAAAAAAGCUAAAUUAAAGAAGAUUGCCAAUAAAUACGCAGCACAAGAUGAAGAAGAACGAAGAUUAAGAAUGGAUGCUUUGGGGACAUUGAAACAAGUUGAAGCCAAAGAAAAGAAACAACAAGAAGAUGUGGAAACAGAAAAGAAUCAACAACUUGAGAAGAAAUAUCAAUCAGAAGUAGCAUCAAGAAAGAAAAAACAAGAAGAAAGAGAAUACCAAAAAUACAUCAUGGAAGAAGUUAACGAAGAUGAAUCAAGCGUAACUAAUUAUUUAGAAAUCUUAGAUUCAUUUUUAGUUAAGCCCCAACCACAAGAUGCUACAAUUUCGCCAAUUCCUGUUUUUGCACCUUGGUCUUCAUUGAAUAAAUUCAAAUAUAAAGUCAAGAUCCAACCAGGGAUGGGUAAAAAGGGUAAAGCCGUAAACGAAGCACUUCACUACUUCACUCAUCGUAAGAUGGAUCCCAAUGGUCAAGACACUGAUUUAGAUUGGUCCAAUGAACGAGAAAUGCUCAAUUCAAUUAAAACAAACGAUCUUAUGUCGGUAUUUACGGUUAGUAAGUUGAAAUUGAUGUUACCUGGUGGUAGUGCAGGCAAAGAUAAUGGUAAGUCCCAACCAAAGAAACCAAACAAGAAGAGGAAGUAG